AUGGCGCUGCUCCCGCGCACGGCCCGGCUGGCCCUCCUCUCCGCGUCGCCGCGGACCUACUCCGCCGCCGCCGCGGCGGGCGCCUCGCCCACCCCACCGGCGCCGUACGCGGGCGUGCCUCCGCCGGCGGCGGGGUCCAAGGCGGCCGAGUUCGUCGUCUCCAAGGUGGACGACCUCAUGAACUGGGCGCGCCGGGGCUCGAUCUGGCCCAUGACCUUCGGGCUGGCCUGCUGCGCCGUCGAGAUGAUGCACGCCGGCGCGGCCCGCUACGACUUCGACCGAUUCGGCGUCAUCUUCCGCCCGUCCCCGCGCCAGUCCGACUGCAUGAUUGUCGCCGGCACGCUCACCAACAAGAUGGCGCCCGCCCUCCGCAAGGUUUAUGACCAGAUGCCCGAGCCUCGAUGGGUCAUAUCGAUGGGCAGCUGUGCCAACGGUGGUGGAUACUACCACUACUCCUACUCUGUUGUGCGUGGAUGCGACCGCAUUGUUCCGGUGGAUAUCUACGUCCCUGGAUGCCCCCCAACCGCUGAGGCCCUACUAUACGGUGUUCUCCAGCUCCAGAAGAAGAUCAACAGGCGCAAGGAUUUCCUUCACUGGUGGACCAAGUGA
This is a messenger RNA of Triticum turgidum subsp. durum (durum wheat), 609 nucleotides long. NCBI's taxonomy places the organism in Eukaryota, Viridiplantae, Streptophyta, Magnoliopsida, Poales, Poaceae. The record is from the annotation of a GenBank genome assembly.